CAAAAAAAAAGUUUUAACCUACAACACAAAUGGCAUCCAACAACCUACCUUUAAAUCCACCAUUCACUUUCACUGGUGAAAAUUACCAAAUCGGGUCUGUGAAGAUGCAAGCUUUUUUGGAAGCCUAUGAACUUUGGGAAACUGUGACGGAAGAUAAACCACUUGCUGCUCUACCAGCAAAUCCUACCUUGGCUCAGAUCAAAUCCAACAACGAAGAGAAGGCAAAGAAAUCUAAAGCCAAGUCGCUUACGCAGAAUGCUGUGGCAGAUACUGUGUUUUACGGAAUCAUGGCUUGCAAAACUGCAAAAGAGGCUUGGGAUAGGUUGAAAGAAGAAUAUCAAGGCAGCGAUAAAACACGUCAAAUGCAAGUGUUGAACCUAAAAAGAGAGUUUGAGUCCUUGAGUAUGCAGGAGGAUGAAACUAUCAGUAAGUAUGUUGAUCGAAUAUCCUUAAUUGUUAAUAACAUUAGACUUUUUGGUGAAGAAUUUACAGACAAACGAAUUGUGGAGAAAGUUCUUGUGACUCUUCCUGAGAGAUUUGAAUCUAAGAUUUCCUCUCUUGAAGAAUCCAAGGACCUGAGCAAACUUUCAUUAGGUGAACUAAUGAGUGCUCUUCAAGCUCAAGAGCAAAGGAGGACUAUGAGACGGGAAAAGUUCAUUGAAGGAGCUUUCUCUGUACAAAAGCAAAAAGGAAAGCAACAAUUCCACCAAAAGAAUAAGAGCAAGCAUGAUUGAGGAAACAAUAGUGGAGAUGUGAAGCAGAAGUUCCCUCCUUGCAAACAUUGUAAAAGAAAUACACAUCUGGAGAAGUAUUGUUGGUGGAGAGUCGAUGCUAUAUGUGGCAACUGUAAGCAGACGGGACACGUAUCCAAGGUUUGCAAAUCAAGAGCAAAGGCCUCUGGUGCUUUGCAAGCACAAGUAGCAGAAGCUGACGAUGCACAUGAAGAGCAACUAUUUGCAGUUUCAUACUUUUCAAUCAGUGAAUCCUCUGAUUCAUGGCUUCUUGACAGUGGUUGCACAUAUCACUUGUGCAACAAUGUUGAACUGUUCAAAUUCCUAGAUGAUACUUACAAAUCUAAAGUAAAAGUGGGAAACAGUGAGGCACUAGAAGUCAAAGGCAGAGGUACAGUGUCUAUCUCAACAAUAUCAGGGAAAGCAAACAAAAUUGCCAUUUCAAGCAAAUCAAGUACGAAGAGCUAACCAGAAACUUCAGCUCAUUCAUAUGGAUGUUUGCGGCCCAAUGAAAACAGAUUCGUUGAGUGGUAACAGAUACUUUCUCCUCUUUAUUGAUGACUACAACAGAAUGUGUUGGGUUUAUUUCAUAAGACUGAAGAGUGAAGUCUUUGAUGUUUUUAAACAAUUUAAAGCUUUAGUAGAAAAUCAAUGUAAUCUUAGUAUUAAGGCUUUAAGGUCUGACAAUGGAGGAGAAUACACUUCUUCUCAAUUUGUGGAGUUCUGUAAUAGCACAGGUAUUGAACGCCAAUUGACAUUACCAUACACUCCACAACUAAAUGGCGUGUGAGAAAGGAAGAACAGGACAGUAAUGGAGAUGGCCAUAUGUCUUUUGCUCGAAAGAAAGAUCCCAAAUCAGUUUUGGGCUGAGGCAGUCAAUAUCUCUGUAUAUUUGCUGAACAGAUUGCCUACUAAGGCCUUGCAGGACAUGACUCCAUAUGAAGCUUGGUGUGGGAACAAACCAUCAAUACACCAUCUCAGAAUCUUUGGGUGUAUAUGUUAUUAUCGAGUUCCAGAAACAAAAAGGAGUAAGCUGGAUAACAAGGCUCAUAAAGGCAUAUUUAUGGGCUAUAGUUCAUCCAAAGGUUACAGAAUUUUCUGUUUGAAAUCAGACAAACUAAUUCUCAGCCGAGAAGUGAAGUUUGAUGAAGCAGCUGGUUGGGAUUGGAAAAAUCAGAAGACCUCUUAUUCUGAUUCAUUUUCAAUAGAGCAGCCUCAACUUUCAGAAGAUGAACUAGUGGAUGAUGUACCAGUGAGGGGAACUCGAUCCUUAAAAGAUGUCUAUCAGCGGUGUAACUUGGUUAGCUCUGAACCAACAAGCUAUGCUGAAGCACAAGACUCUCAGGCAUGGAGAAGAGCUAUGCAAGAAGAACUAGACAUGAUCGAGAAGAAUGGAACCUGACAGCUUGUUGACAGACCUAAGAAUCGCAAGGUAAUUGGUGUAAAAUGGAUUUUCAAGACAAAACUCAAUCCUGAUGGAACAAUUUGCAAACAUAAGGCUAGAUUGGUGGUGAAGGGAUACGCACAACAAUACGGUGUGGAUUACCAGGAAACAUUUGCUCUUGUAGCAAGGUUUGCUUGCUCAACUCCUGGAAAAGAGGAUCAAGUUUAUCUCUUAACAAAGGCUUUGUAUGGCCUAAAACAAGCCCCAAGGGCAUGGUAUGAGAGGAUGGACAAUCAUCUCAUCCAACUUGGCUUUAGUAGAAGUCAA
Messenger RNA from Solanum pennellii, 2442 nucleotides. RefSeq lists its product as uncharacterized. NCBI's taxonomy places the organism in Eukaryota, Viridiplantae, Streptophyta, Magnoliopsida, Solanales, Solanaceae. Bases 30 to 734 code for a protein of 234 amino acids. The record is from RefSeq and is a predicted model, not a curated record. The transcript has 2 exons.